This is a messenger RNA of Toxorhynchites rutilus septentrionalis, 2737 nucleotides long. It is a transcript of the gene BNIP3, whose product is annotated as BCL2/adenovirus E1B 19 kDa protein-interacting protein 3. Lineage: Eukaryota; Metazoa; Arthropoda; Insecta; Diptera; Culicidae. The coding region runs from base 887 to 1531 and encodes 214 amino acids. Gene Ontology annotation, biological process: mitochondrial outer membrane permeabilization; positive regulation of apoptotic process. The record is from RefSeq and is a predicted model, not a curated record. Gene Ontology annotation, cellular component: mitochondrial outer membrane; mitochondrial envelope; nucleus. The transcript is spliced from 6 exons.
CGAGCAUCAAAAUAAAGCUGAACGGCAAACUGUGAAGUCGUGUUUUCGCGAGUCUCUUCAGUUUGUAAACAGGAAAAUACAGGAGCGUGUUUUACUCGCAGUGUGUGUUCGUGGGAUGCGCACAGUUAUCGCAAACGACAAGUGAGAGUGUAUGACGUUAACCUGGAGAGUUUCUUGGUUUUGUUAUUAUUUGUGCAAUCGUCCAUCUCCAUCAUUGCAGAGUAGAUUGCUCGGAUCGAAACAGGGUAUUGCUUUAUUCUUUUACGUGCUGUGUGUUAAUGCGCAGCAAGUCGAAACCAGCUGUGGUGAUUAGUUGACAAACCGGAAAUAAAAUUCGCAAUCACAAACCGUGGCUUGAACUGGCAGGACACAGAUCGUUUCAAAGUUCCAACGGGAUUAACAAUAUUUAUUUAUUUAUUUGGCAAGGCCAUUGCGUCAAACAGAUCUUAUUUACUUUGUGGGUUCUGGAGAACGCCAUUUUAUUGCACCUUCUGUGCAUGUCCCAUAGAGUGAACGUAAACAAAAGAACAACGACGUAACUUGAUAGUGUACGGUGUUUAUUUAAUCAACGUGAGCGUUCAAAUUUCUUCACGUUAAAAAGUUCUAACGUGCCACAAAAAAUUGCAUAUUUAAUAACAAGAUACCUUGCUGAAAAGAAGCAUUCGAGGGGCAAAAAAGAAACUGGAUCAACGUAAACAGUGCUGCAUGAGAGUGCAAGAGAAACGGUUGUGCUCGAUUGACUAGAUUCACGUACACGGUCGGAGCCUUUGUUUACAAAUAUAGUGGUGCGAAAGAAUUGAUUUUUUCGACGCACGACGAGGAGCGUAAUUUUCCUGCUGGUGGAACCAGGAUCCUACCACACAUUCCAGAGACAAAAAACUGCAGUAUGUUUAAAUCUAUCAACCUACCGAGAGAGACAGGCAAGAUGUCAGGAACACCAAAAACGAGCGAGGAGCUUCUAGGAGAAUCGUGGAUCGAGGUAUCCUCCAGCACAAGUACUUGCCCAAAGAGCCCUGAACGAACGACACCGUUACCCUUCACCUCAGUGGAAGAGUAUCUCCGGCUGCUGCGGGAAGCCCAGCGAGAAUCCAAGGAAUCGAGCCGAGUUGCUUCGUUGACCAGCUCGCGACGAGAUUCGCCUCGUGGUAGUCCAAAAUCACCACCCAACAGCCCGAAUACAGAGCUUGCCACCACAGAGGAAGAGCUUAAAGGAGUUUACAUCAAUUAUCUCAAUAAGGAAGGAAACACUACCGCUCAGAAAGAUAACGAUUGGAUCUGGGAAUGGGGCACUAGAUCGGAUCACUUGCCGUCAAAGGGAGAGUGGAAGUUUGAGCAUCCCAAGCAGUCCAUUCGCCGUUUGCAGCAAGGAUAUUCGAUGCGGCAGGCUAGGGUCGGAAAGAACUCACUCUUCUCACGAGAAGUUCUAUAUUCACUCGUAUUGACCAAUGUAUUGUCAUUACUGCUGGGAGCCGGUCUCGGUGCCUGGUUACAUAAACGAGGACUACUGUUCACCCGAAUUUCAAUCGAAUAAUCAAUUCAACUUCAACUGUAAGAAGAACAUCUAUUGAUAACUCAAACUUUAUGCGUUCGUUCUGUUUUUGGUUUACUACAUUCGUUCAACAUGCGCCACAGACAAUAGCCAUCAUACAGCUUUAGUCAGUGACCGAGAUGAAAAUGAGUCCCAGUUGCUUUUGUUUAUUAUUAUUUGUUGCAUUACUUCACAUUACCCCGAACAGAAGGUCAACGAAAAUCGAACCCCCUUAAUUGCAUUUGAACGAAUUUUUCUUGGGUAAGCAGAAGGCUCACUGGAAACUCAGGAAGAAAAAUCGAUUGCUAAAAAAUCCAGUUCAAUGGAACGUGAAACGUUCCAAGGCAGAAACAGAGAUAUCGUUGAAGAUUUAGAGUUAGUUAGGUAAUGUACAGUUCAAAUGACUGACAGAAGGAAUAUCCUGGUACAACACAUGCUUUAGUAACGGCUGUUUGUUGUAACGGAAUGGCAUGUAAGUUCUGUCUUGUAUCUUGUGAUUUAAAUAUGUAUGUUAUUGUAUUUGUCGUUUAUAUUGUAUGUUAUAAUCCAGGAUGUAGGAAUCUGAAAGCAGUUUCCUACAAUCGAUUCAUAAACCAGUAUAAGGAAGUUUGAUAAGGAUUAUGGGUGGAAAUUGGAGGAAUAUUUCAAAGCACGACUGCUAUAAGGAAAUUAUUUAUGUAUUGUUUUCCACAGUAAACACCUUAUUCCAUUUUUAUGAUCUACCUUAUAAAUACAUUCAGUAAUACAUAUGCAUCGUUCAAUAUGCGCGUUAUUUGUAUAUUCCUCUCGAAAAUUGUCUUCAAUUCCAUGUAUUCGGCUUCAUUCAAUUUUAACUAAAUUAUACACUAAACGUUCGGUGCGUCAUCUGAGAGCACAUUUCUUAACAUUGUAUCUUUAGUUUGUACUUUUCACUGAUCUGUGUCUCCUUCAGGAUCAUCCAACAGAAGAUAGAAAGGGAGAGGAAUUUGAGAACGAUAAUUCGACAUUUUCUGCACACCAUAAAGCUAUUCUGUAUAACGUUAGAUUGUAAUAUAAGGUAGUAAUUGAAAAAUAUCGUCUUAUUGGAUUUCCUGCAAUUGGUAAAAGACCGAAUGAAUAUGAGAUAAACCCUAUAACAUUAAUAUUCAAAAUUGUAAAUUAUUAUUGUUUAGUCACUAAUUUUUAUAUUACUGAUUAUCCUUGAAAGAAUAAAAAAUUCGAAAGACAAAA